Naegleria fowleri is the source of this 1029-nucleotide messenger RNA. RefSeq lists its product as uncharacterized. The record is from RefSeq and is a predicted model, not a curated record. The transcript has a single exon. NCBI's taxonomy places the organism in Eukaryota, Heterolobosea, Eutetramitea, Acrasida, Naegleriidae. Bases 1 to 1029 code for a protein of 342 amino acids.
AUGAAAAAUUUCACACUUUCAACUUCCAUCAGCAGAGACGAAGAAAAACAAGAACUCUUUUAUGUGACCACAUCACAACCCUCUUCCAACAACUCUAACACUCCCUCAUUGACCUCUCCACAGGAUGAAUGGUCCGAACAAGGCAAUUCAAUGAUGGACCAACUCACAAACACCAUCACCAUCACCACCACCAAACAGUCAAAUCCAUCACACGCUCACAGGUCGAGAGGAGUGGCCUUCUUCCAUCCUCGAUCUCAUACCAUUUCUGGCCAGAAUCACGAGAAUACAAUAGAAAGUAGUAGUAUCAACAAGCCUUCUUCUUCUUCUUCACCAUCAUCAUCAUCAACAACAACAGCAAGUAAACCUGUCCCAAUUAGUAGUCAAAACUCUUCGGUCGUCGUUGCUUGUUCCAAUACAUCCUCCUCUUCCUCCUCCUCUUCCGCUUCAACAACAAUGACAUCCUCAACGUUGAACUCUACCAUGAUGAUGGAUGAUCCAGCUGGAUCAACAUCAUCGCCCUCUUCCUGUCCCUCUCCAUCCCCGAUGAUGAUCCAAAGUUCUUCUUUCCCAUUGUUGGCUACGACGAAUCCUUCCUUGUUAUCAUCAUCGGUUGUUUCAUCAUCAUCUUUUGAAACUAUUAGCAACAACAACAACAACUCUUCACAUCAGUUGCAGCAACAAUCACCCAACAACCAUCACACACCCAAAAAGAAGAAACUCUUUGGAGGAAUACUCAUGAAAUUGAGGGGUGAUUCAGGCAACAACAACAACAACAACAACGGAAAUGGUGGUGAUAAAUCUUCUCCUACGUCGUUGUUGAAUGAAAAGGAGGAUUCCAACAACAACAAGAAUGGUGGUGAAGAUUGGUCUUCAAAAGACCUUUCAAGUGUUAUCGUGUUGGAACGUCCUCAAGUUAUUUCUGUUGGAAAAUCGAAUGAUGAUUUUAGAAAAAAGCUUCAAGAUCGAAAGAGGAAUGCAGGGACACGAGUGGUGAAGAAGGAUGAUCAACUUGUUUUUGAAAAGGAAUGA